UUGAAGGACCAAUUUUUUUCUCUGCAGAGUUUUAUUUUUUGGGGCGCCUCUCUCUCUCUCUCUCUCUGUUUCUCUCGAUUACGAUGAUGCUCUCAGGCGACAUUCCUCCGAAUCAAACCAUCUACAUUAGAAAUCUCAACGAAAAGAUCAAGAAAGAAGAAUUGAAGAGGUCCCUCUAUGCACUGUUUUCUCAAUAUGGAAGGAUUCUCGAUGUGGUGUCGCUCAAAACACAGAAACUUAGAGGGCAAGCAUGGGUUGUGUUUAGUGAAGUGACAGCUGCUAGUACGGCAGUUAGGCAAAUGCAAAGUUUUCCGUUCUAUGACAAACCAAUGAGGAUUCAAUAUGCAAAAACCAAGUCAGACUGUAUUGCAAAGGUAGAUGGUACGUACGUUGCAAGAGAAAAGAAGAAGAGGCAAGAAGAAAAAGCUGCUGAUAAAAGACGCAAAGCUGAGGAAGAGAAGCAGUCUGGUCCUGGUGCUAAUGGUGCAAAUGCUCAAAAUGGAGGGCCUUCUGCUUCUCAAGCAUCACGCCAACCAAAGACAGGUCCUCGAGAGGAAACUGCUCCAAACAACAUCCUUUUCAUCCAAAACCUGCCUCACGAGACAACAACCAUGAUGCUUCAAAUCCUCUUCCAGCAAUAUCCCGGUUUCAAAGAGGUGAGGAUGAUCGAAGCAAAGCCAGGCAUCGCCUUUGUAGAGUUUGAGGACGAUAUGCAGGCAUCCAUCGCCAUGCAGGCUCUUCAAGGUUUCAAGAUCACUCCUCAGAACCCCAUGGCUGUCGCAUAUGCAAAGAAAUGACAGAUGAAUUCGAAACCAGAGACAAGUUUAUGCCACAUUACUUUUUUGCUUCGAUUUUGGUUGAAAUGUUGUACCUUUUGGCACGGUAGCUGCUAACCAAUGAACCCAGUAGAAAUGCAGUCAAAAUGACUCUUAUUAUGGCGUGUCGUAAUUAGUUAGAAGUUAAAUUGGCUUGGUUCACUUGAUCA
Messenger RNA from Asparagus officinalis (garden asparagus), 985 nucleotides. RefSeq names its product U2 small nuclear ribonucleoprotein B''. Bases 84 to 797 code for a protein of 237 amino acids. Gene Ontology annotation, biological process: mRNA splicing, via spliceosome. Gene Ontology annotation, molecular function: U1 snRNA binding. NCBI's taxonomy places the organism in Eukaryota, Viridiplantae, Streptophyta, Magnoliopsida, Asparagales, Asparagaceae. Gene Ontology annotation, cellular component: U1 snRNP. The record is from RefSeq and is a predicted model, not a curated record. The transcript is spliced from 5 exons.